Molecule: messenger RNA, 822 nt
Organism: Cryptococcus deneoformans JEC21
Lineage: Eukaryota; Fungi; Basidiomycota; Tremellomycetes; Tremellales; Cryptococcaceae
Exons: 3
Coding region: 60-635 (191 amino acids)
Biological process (GO): mitochondrial respiratory chain complex I assembly
Cellular component (GO): mitochondrial inner membrane
Source: RefSeq, a predicted model, not a curated record
UCAGCCACUCUCUUCUGUUUGUCCGAUCGAUCAUUUUCAAGGUCAUCAUUCAUAACACAAUGGCACUUUUACCCUAUUCAGCGCACGCUUUCCGUACAUAUAUGCGACCCGCCACGCUUCCUGUCACUCGCGCAAGCGCCAGGGUAUUCUCGCCGCGUCGAUACUUACAGAAUAUUUUGGCGCCAACCGACCCCGAUGCCAAUUCUCCCACCCUGAUAAUCAGUAAACUUACACCCAGAGGAUUCAUCCUAUCCGACAACCUCAUCAUACCGGGAGGGGCAAUUUUGCAUUCUGGUAAAGUCUUAUUAUGGGACGUUGACCCUCCAAGGCAACCUCAAGCAGGUGAGAAAGGCGGUUUAGAAAAAGUCUGGGACGGAUGGGAAAAGGAGAGAUUUGGGGCGCUGGAGAUGCUUGUGCCGAGACCGGAGAUACUCUUGCUGGGCACCGGACAACGGGCAUUGCCGGCGCCGAAAAGAUUGCGCGAAUAUAUCAGUGGCUUGGGCAUCCAGCUUGAUGUGAUGGAUUCACGAAAUGCUGCGUCCACCUACAACCUGUUAGUGGAGGAAGGCCGCCGCGUGGCUGCAGCGUUGUGUCCUUUGGGUCCCAUUGACCCGCGCACCGGCGAACCACGCUGAUCAGCCGUUCAAUGUGCUUUAUUUUGGUGAACAAAUACAGCGCAACUAGUUAAGAGGUUAAUGCGGAGAAGAACCACAAAUACAGUCAUUCUUAUAUGGUAAAGCAUCGUGUACAACAGAACAUAAAGUGCCGCUAUAUGUACUCCUAUCCAUGCAUCGUGCAGUCCUUCAGUCAUACACUAUUAGG